Messenger RNA from Pelobates fuscus (common spadefoot toad), 1945 nucleotides. It is a transcript of the gene APLF, whose product is annotated as aprataxin and PNKP like factor. The coding region runs from base 99 to 1586 and encodes 495 amino acids. Gene Ontology annotation, cellular component: nucleus; site of double-strand break. Gene Ontology annotation, biological process: double-strand break repair. The transcript is spliced from 11 exons. The record is from RefSeq and is a predicted model, not a curated record. Gene Ontology annotation, molecular function: protein binding; DNA-(apurinic or apyrimidinic site) endonuclease activity; 3'-5' exonuclease activity. Lineage: Eukaryota; Metazoa; Chordata; Amphibia; Anura; Pelobatidae.
AAGUGCAGUGAGCGGGUCGGAGCUGCCCAGGUGUCAGUGCUCGGAUCCGGCCGGUCCCAGGGAGAGUCACCGAACACACGGCCCCGGCUACAGCUCACAUGUCUGCCUUUCAGCUGGAGGCCACGGAUGGCAGUGGGAGCACAGUCCUGCCCCCGGGGGAGACCCUGAUAGGAAGAGGACCCCUCCUGGGGGUUACAGAUAAAAGGGUGUCCAGAAAUCACGCUCUUCUUGAAGUUGUGGAUAGCAAACUGCGCAUUAAGCCGGUUCAUUUGAAUCCAUGUUUUUAUCUGGCUGCUGGUAAAAGCUCUUUUAUACCAUUGGAAAGAAACGAGUGGUAUUGGCUGAACUCCAGUGACUGCUUUUCAUUCUUGCCAGACAAAUAUAUUUUCCGGGUCAUUGAACAAUGUACUGAAGAUGAGAAACAAUUAAGAAAUGAAGCACUUUCUGAAAACUGUCCAUUAAGUAAACGAUCUGCAAGCUCCCCAGCUGCACCUCAAACAUACGAGAAGUCUUCUUGCUCAACGGUUGAUACGUCACAUAAAGCCUUGUUUAACGCAGAUCAAGAAUUGCUUGCUGUGACCGAAGAAAAGACAUCAGUUGACCAAGCACCAGCAGAGGAAUAUAAAGGAAGAGAUCUAAAAUCCAGCUGUGCCCCGAGGAAACGAAUUUUGCCCAAUUGGAUGUUACAGGGAGAACUGGAAAUUAAAAACCUCCCAUUCUGUGUUAAAAAACCUGGAAGAAAGAGAGAAACCUUUUCUGAGCGAAAAGCGACUGCAAGCUGUAAUGGUGGGAAUUCUCUAGGAAAGAACUUGUCCUCCAGGGAUGCCAUUGGAGACGAUGAACAAGGGAGUCCAAAGAAGAAAAAGAUACAGUUGGAGGUUACAUCUACAACAUCACCGAACAGAUUACAGGGUAACACUAAUAUGGAAACUUCAAAUAAUGACUGCAUGAAAUCAAAUUUACUACAUGACCGUGAUAUGGACAACCAGGAAAGUGAAGAUGUUGAGAUGUCACAACCGAAUGAACCUCAGCAGGGUGGCUCUAGCAGUCAGUUUUUUAAGCACUCAUCCAAUUCUAAGAAAUCUAAAGAGGAUGAUAUCUGUCAAAGCACUGAAGAAGAUGCAUGUUAUGACAAAGCAGAUUCCUCCCAGGAAGCUUCUAAAAAGAGGACCCGAUGCAUUUAUGCAGAAAACUGCUACAGAAAAAACCCUGCUCAUUUCCAAGAGUUUUCUCACCCGGGAGACGGUGAUUACUGUGACGAGGAGGAUGAUAGUCAAGAUGACAGGCCAGAGUGUCCAUAUGGAACAGAUUGUUACAGGAAAAAUCCACAACAUAAGCAAGAAUAUAAACACACCAAACCACCAGGCAGACGGCUACGGAAAAGAGCUACAAAAAAAGGGGAAAGAGCUCUGGAUGAUAGCGAUAAUGAAUAUGACUUGGAAGACAGCUUCAUAGACGAUGAGGAAGAGGAUUUUGACAAUACUGAUGAAGAUUCUGAUUGGGUGCCUGAUUCAGAAGACAAGGGAAGCGAGGAUGUGAAUUUGCUUUUAAAGGAGGCCAAGAAAUUUGUAAAAGGGAAACCUUAAUAAACCUUACCGGCAUCUGUUUUGUUUGUUUUCUAAGUCUUUUAAACACAUGAUAUAAGUGCUAUAAUAAAAUACCUACCGCUUUCCACCUUUACAAAACUCCACAAAGAUAUAUUAAUGUCAAUGUCUAUUUUGAUAUAUUUCUAAACAUAGUAUUUUAUAUAUUCUAGUUUUUGAUUCCUAUAUAUUUUAUUUUAUUAGGGAAAAGUUCUCUUGUUAAAAUUUUCCGUGAUGAAACAUUUCAAAUUUCCAAGCAUAUAUUUGUAUCUGAAUGUAAACUUUAUACCGGUUUCUCAUUUUUAAGGAACGCUGGUGACUGCUUUUAUUUGGCAUGUGAAUAAAUGUUAUUUUAUUUUUAA